UGUGUGUAAAUAUUUAUUCUGUACGAAAUAAGAUGUACCAUUUUACGACGCUAAGUGCACAAUUUACAUAAAUAAUUAUGCAAGUGUACCAGAUAGGGCUUAUGCAAGCCACUAUCACAUCUGCCCCACGAUUUGAACGUGAAGCUCUAACCUAUCGCAAAGACUCCCCUCCAGACUCGAUUCACGACGCCUCGACCUCGCUUUCCCGAAACCUCAAAGAAAAACUCACGAUGCUAUUCCGAACAGCGCGGCAGCUAGCGCCCCUGCGCACAUUCACAACGCGACGCACCACCCUACCACAAUCGACCCAACUGCAACGCACAUGGGCGCGCUUCUCAUCGUCGCAAACCCCCUCCUCCCCCCAGGCGCCGUCUCCCAACUCACAAUUCUACAAGACCUUCGGCCGACCGAUCGCCAAAGUAUUCCUCCUAGCCAUCCUCACAUACCAGUUCGCAUACUACGGCUGGGUGCGACUAGAGCAUGGCGAGAUCAAGAGCGAGAUGCGGGCGGCGAUCGCCGACCUCGAAGCGCGGAUAGAACAGCUCGAAAACGCACGAAAGGUGUAACGAUUACCUACCCCGGUUGGAAUUGGCCAGACAUGGCCGCUUAAUAAUCGCUCUACAAAAGCAAUACGUCUGAAAUAGUGGCAGAAGCAGCAGCACUCAUGGGUAUUAAUAGCCGUAUGCGUAAGGUAGCUGGAAGGUUGAGUGCGGAAUAUGCCCGAGGUUUUUGGUAGAUCCACGGCAGGGAAAUCGACGAUAUCCAGCAAAGACGUCACGCAGAGAUCUAACAUGAGGAAG
Molecule: messenger RNA, 800 nt
Organism: Annulohypoxylon maeteangense
Lineage: Eukaryota; Fungi; Ascomycota; Sordariomycetes; Xylariales; Hypoxylaceae
Exons: 2
Coding region: 78-566 (162 amino acids)
Source: RefSeq, a predicted model, not a curated record